This is a messenger RNA of Setaria italica (foxtail millet), 1340 nucleotides long. RefSeq lists its product as uncharacterized. The transcript has 5 exons. The record is from RefSeq and is a predicted model, not a curated record. NCBI's taxonomy places the organism in Eukaryota, Viridiplantae, Streptophyta, Magnoliopsida, Poales, Poaceae. The coding region runs from base 72 to 704 and encodes 210 amino acids.
GCCUUUCUUCCUCUUCCACCACCGCUCGUCCCCAGCGGCGGCGGCAGAACCGAACCCCGGCCGGUGCGGUGAUGGACCGGGAGCACGGCGCGUCGGCGGCGCUGUGGGGGCUCGGGAACCUCCCUCUCCUAGCGCGCGCGGGGUCCAAGGAGUCGUUGGAAUACAUCCUGCAGGCACUCUGGCGCACCCGCCGCACCGGCCUCGACGCCGCCGACCGCGCCGUGGCCCGCGAUGCCCUGCAGCUCGCCUCCGACGCCGAGCUCGACCCCCUGCUGGUGUGCCUGAGGAUACUGAUCAGGCGGUGCGUCAGCGAGAACGUCUCCAAGGACGACAUCCCCAAGCUCUUCCCCGAUGAGGUGCCGCCCGAGUUGCAGAAGCUGCUCACGUUGCUGCUGCAGAAGUUCCAGCCAGAGUGGCAGGAGGAUGCUUCAAAGGAUCGGGCAUCUGCACAGCAUUCCUGCACUGCAGAACAUCAGUUGAACCAGAAUGGGGACACAUCAGAGCAGCCAGCUGCUCCUGAUGCAGAGCAUCAAAAUAGUACUGCAUCUGUUGAGGAUUCUAUAAAAUCAGGAGAGAAAGAAGUGAAGAAGUUUCCAUUGGCUAAGGAUUCUUUGGAUAAAAUGCUCAAGGACUUAUUCUCAACCAAGGACCACAUGCCAAUUGCUCUUAACUGUAAGACAAUGACAAUGGUCAUGAAGAGGUAGCAGGAAGCACUUCUAAGACGUGACGGGAUUUGGCAACAUCAGUAGUCUUGCUAAUCUGUCACUUGUUAGUAUUUUGGGAUAUCAAUGCUUCCUUGUGUUAGUUCGCUCUAGAUUGUUGCGGCAAUAGGAUGUUCCCGAGCCCUGACUUGUAAAGUGAAAUGUUUUAAGUCCAUUGCUGUUAUCGGUGCCAUUGCAUACUGAAACUGAUUCUUCCAUUUACAUUGCUAGGAUGGGAAGAUAUGUCCUCACGUGCGUCCAGCUUAUAAUGUGUUCUUCGGCAUCUCUAAUUCCUACUCCCUCCGUUCCAAAUUGUAAGUCGUUUUAGCUUUUUUAGGUUCAUAGAUAUUAUUAUGCAUCUAGAUAUAGUGUAUUAGAAAAGUCAAAACGACCUACAAUUUGUGCGUCCAGCUUAUAAUAUGCUCUUCUGCAUCUCUAAUUCCUACUCCCUCCAUUCCAAAUUGUAAGUCAUUUUAGCUUUUUUAGGUUCAUAGAUAUUAUUAUGCAUCUAGAUAUAGGGUAUUAGAAAAGUCAAAACGACCUACAAUUUGGAACCGAGGGAGUAUAUUUGGAACCGAGGGAGUAUAUGUUUUGUAAUGUUUCAAUCAGCAGCAUUCGUUGGAUCAUUUUCAUGUUUAA